Messenger RNA from Tympanuchus pallidicinctus (lesser prairie-chicken), 2166 nucleotides. RefSeq names its product calpain 5 (gene CAPN5). Gene Ontology annotation, cellular component: cytoplasm. Gene Ontology annotation, molecular function: calcium-dependent cysteine-type endopeptidase activity. The record is from RefSeq and is a predicted model, not a curated record. NCBI's taxonomy places the organism in Eukaryota, Metazoa, Chordata, Aves, Galliformes, Phasianidae. The coding region runs from base 143 to 2068 and encodes 641 amino acids. Gene Ontology annotation, biological process: proteolysis. The transcript is spliced from 13 exons.
GCCCCACGCAGGCGCGGCGCUGCCCUCCCCGUCGGGGCGGCGCUUGGGGCUGGAGCGCUGCGGGCAUCGGAGCUCCGGGAGCGGCUGCAGCGGAGCGGUGGGAUAUCGGAGCUCCGGCAGCUCGAAGAGUCGGUAGGAAAGGAUGUUUUCCUCAGUGAAGCCCUAUGAGAACCAGCGCUACGCUGCCCUGAAGAAGGAAUGCCUGAGGAAAAAGCAGCUCUUUGAGGACCCUCUUUUCCCCGCCAACGAUGACUCACUCUUCUACAAGUCAAGGAUCCAGGGCAUUCAGUGGAAGAGGCCAAAAGAAAUCUGUGCCGAUCCCCAUCUCUUUGUGGACGGGAUCAGUUCCCAUGAUUUACACCAGGGCCAGGUUGGGAACUGCUGGUUUGUGGCUGCCUGCUCCUCCCUGGCAUCCCGCGAGGCCCUGUGGCAGAAGGUCAUCCCAGACUGGAAGGAGCAGGAGUGGAAUGCGGAGAAGCCUGAGAGCUAUGCAGGGAUCUUCCACUUCCAAUUCUGGCGUUUUGGUCAGUGGCUGGAUGUUGUAAUAGAUGACCGCCUGCCCACGCUUCACAACCAGCUCAUCUACUGCCACUCCAACUCCAAGAAUGAGUUCUGGUGUGCCUUGGUGGAGAAGGCUUAUGCCAAGUUGUCAGGGUGCUACGAGGCCCUGGAUGGAGGCAACACAGCUGAUGCUCUGGUAGACUUUACUGGUGGAGUCUCUGAACCUAUUGACCUGACUGAAGGGGACUACACCACCGAUGAAGCCAAACGAAACCUGCUCUUUGAGCGUGUGUUGAAAGUGCACAACCGUGGAGGCCUCAUCAGCUGCUCCAUCAAAGCUACGUCAGCAGCAGACAUGGAGGCCCGCCUGGCCUGUGGGCUGGUGAAGGGCCAUGCAUACGCCGUGACUGACGUGAGAAAGGUCCGUCUGGGCCAUGGCCUGCUGUCUUUCUUCAAGUCAGAGAAGCUGGACAUGAUCCGCAUGCGCAACCCAUGGGGUGAACGAGAGUGGAAUGGCCCUUGGAGUGACACUUCUGAAGAGUGGCAGAAAGUGAGCAAAAGUGAAAGAGAGAAGAUGGGGAUGACAGUAGAAGAUGAUGGUGAAUUCUGGAUGACCUUUGAAGAUUUCUGUAGAUACUUCACAGACAUCAUCAAGUGCCGUCUCAUCAACACAUCCUACCUCAGCAUCCAUAAGACCUGGGAGGAGGCAGUGCUACACGGGGCAUGGACCAGAAGUGAUGAUCCCUUGAAGAACCGCAGUGGAGGCUGUAUCAACCACAAGGACACCUUUUUGCAGAAUCCCCAAUAUGUAUUUGAUGUGAAGAAGGCAGAAGAUGAAGUGCUGAUCUCCAUCCAGCAGAAGCCAAAAAGGACCAGUCGCAAAGAGGGCAAAGGAGAGAACUUAGCCAUAGGCUUUGAUAUCCAUAAGGUGGAGCUGAACAGGAACUACCGGAUGCACACCCUGCAGCAGAAGGUGGCCAGCUCCAUUUACAUCAACUCCCGCAGCGUCUUCCUGAGGACAGACCUGAAGGAAGGCCGCUAUGUCAUCAUUCCCACCACUUUUGACCCUGGUCAUGUAGGCGAGUUUCUUCUCAGGAUUUUCACAGAUGUGCCUUCAGAUUGCCGAGAGCUGACACUGGAUGAGCCACCACACACCUGCUGGAGUGGGAUGUGCGGGUACCCUCAAGUGGUGUCCCAGGUCCACGUCCUCGCCGCAGCUGGCCUCAAGAAUCAGGACUCCCAAGGAGGAGCUGACCCAUAUGUGAUAAUAAAGUGCGAAGGGCAAAAGGUUCGUUCUGCAGUGAAGAAAGACACAGUGUCACCAGAGUUUGAUGUGAAAGGCCUCUUCUACCGCAAGAAGCCAGGAAAACCCAUCAUUGUUCAGAUCUGGAACCACAACUUGAUAAGCGAUGAGUUCUUGGGUCAAGUGGCACUCAAGGGAGAUCCCAGCGACCAGCAGACCGUGCACACACUGCACCUCCAGGACAGAGGGAACAGAAAAUCAAAUGAUCUGCCUGGAACCAUUGCUGUGAGGAUGCUCAGCAGUAACAUCCUCACCAACGUCUGAGUACUCAAGGACUCUCCUCUAGUGCCACAUAUGUAUAUAUAUGCAUAUAUACAUACACACACAUAUAUAUAUACACACAGCCUAUCUACCACCUGCAA